This is a messenger RNA of Anolis carolinensis (green anole), 2482 nucleotides long. RefSeq names its product deoxyribodipyrimidine photo-lyase. The record is from RefSeq and is a predicted model, not a curated record. NCBI's taxonomy places the organism in Eukaryota, Metazoa, Chordata, Lepidosauria, Squamata, Anolidae. The transcript has 10 exons. Bases 340 to 1947 code for a protein of 535 amino acids. Gene Ontology annotation, biological process: photoreactive repair. Gene Ontology annotation, molecular function: deoxyribodipyrimidine photo-lyase activity.
GCUUGCCCAUCGUUCCGCUCCUAUUGGCUGCCGGGGCGGAAAAGGCGGGGCUCGCCGGAGGACUUCCGGGGGGCGAAGGCGAGUGACGUCACCCAGCGCCUCAACGUCGCAUCCGCACUGACGAGAUUCAUUCACAAAAAAAGGCGUAGGCCCCGCCCCUUUCCCCGCCUUGCAUUGUGUAACCUUGGACUGGGCCCACGCGAAAAGGGAUCUCCGCACAGGCAGUUUCCCAAUCUGCUCCCAGGAAGGAAGGCUGGCCGGUGUUUUGUUCUCUUCCAUUCCUUUUUGGAACGGCGGACUUUAAUAGGAGUCCCAGGAAAGCUAGAGGUAACAGCAGCCAUGCCUCAGAAGAGGAAGAAGAGGAAGGAGCCGGCAUCGGGAGAUUGUGAGAACCAAGUAGAAGGAGAUGGAGGGACAUCCUUUGGGUCAGAAAGCGGUGACAAAAAAACAGAGGGAAAACCGGAGGAGAAGAAGCCGAAGAAGACAGCUGCAGUAGCCAAAGGUCCACCUUUGACCGAAGCAGUGAAAGCGUCCCGCCUCAAAAUGGCCCCUUCCAUCGCGGAGUUCCACUUUAACAAGAAACGGGUCCGGAUGAUUUCGGAAAACUCAGAUCUGAAAGAAGGAGCUCAGGGGAUCCUGUACUGGAUGUCACGGGACCAGAGAGUACAAGACAACUGGGCCUUCCUCUACGCCCAGCGCCUGGCCUUGAAGCAGAACCUCCCGCUGCACGUCGCCUUCUGCCUGGUGCCCAAAUUCCUGGAGGCCACCAUUCGCCAGUUUGGCUUCAUGCUCAAGGGCCUCAAGGAAGUGGCCGAGGAAUGCCAGGAGCUCAGCAUCCCCUUCCACUUGCUCAUCGGCUUUGCCAAAGACACGCUGCCUCCCUUUGUGGCAAAGCACAACAUUGCCGGGGUGGUGACGGACUUUGCCCCCCUCCGCGUCCCCAUGCAGUGGGUGCAAGAAGUGCAGGAAAGGCUGCCUCCGGACGUGCCCUUUGUGCAGGUUGAUGCUCAUAAUGUUGUUCCCUGCUGGGUUGCUUCAGAGAAGCAAGAAUAUGGAGCAAGAACGAUACGGCGGAAGAUUCACGACCGGCUGUGUGAGUUCCUUACCGGAUUCCCACCUGUUAUCCAACACCCACACCAGGCUGCGUCCCAGGCAGAGCCCAUUGAUUGGGACGCCUGCUCUGCCAGCCUGGAGGUGGACCGGUCAGUGCCGGAGGUGGAGUGGGCCAAGCCGGGCAGCGCGGCCGGCCUGUUGGUGCUGGGAGAGUUUGUCCAGGAGCGUCUGAAGUUCUUCAGCAGCGACAGAAACAACCCCAACCGGGCGGCGCUCAGCAACCUCUCGCCCUGGUUCCACUUUGGCCAGGUGUCUGUGCAGAGGGCCAUCCUGGAGGUGCGCAAACACCGCACUCGGUGCAGGGAGUCCGUGGAAGCCUUCAUCGAGGAGGCCUUGAUCCGAAGGGAGCUGGCGGACAACUUCUGCUUCUACAACCCAAACUACGACAAGGUUGAAGGGGCUUACGAGUGGGCCAAGACCACCUUGAAGCUUCAUGCCACAGACAAGCGGCCUCACCUGUAUACGCUGAAACAGCUGGAGGAAGGGAAGACGCACGAUCAGCUCUGGAACGCUGCUCAGCUCCAGAUGGUUCACGAAGGGAAGAUGCAUGGCUUCCUGCGGAUGUAUUGGGCCAAGAAAAUCCUGGAAUGGACCAAUUCUCCCGAAGAGGCCUUGAAAUUCAGCAUCUACCUCAAUGACCGCUACGAACUGGAUGGCCGGGAUCCCAACGGUUAUGUGGGAUGCAUGUGGUCCGUUUGUGGGAUCCACGACCAAGGCUGGGCUGAACGGGCCGUGUUCGGCAAGAUCCGCUACAUGAACUAUGCCGGCUGCACGAAGAAAUUCGACGUCGGCCAGUUUGAACGCAAAUACAACCCUCGCAAGUUCGCCAAGUAGCCGCAAGCGGAAGUACGAAGCUGGAAGCACAGUGUUAGUUAACAAGAGGUUGUUUUAGUUCUGAUAAGACGGGAAGACUUGACCUUCUGUGCCGAUCUAUUUUUCUGCAAGAUCUGAAGUCAUGCAACUUGGGUUGAUUUGUUUCUAGAUCAGGCAUGGGCCAACUUUGGCCCUCCAGGUGUUUUGGACUUCAACUCCCACCAUUCCUAAGAGCCUCAGGCCCCUUCCUUUCCCCCCUCAGCCGCUUAAGUGGCUGAGGGGGGAAAGGAAAGGGUCUGAGGCUCUUAGGAAUGGUGGGAGUUGAAGUCCAAAACACCUGGAGGGCCAAAGUUGGCCCAUGCCUGAUAUGGAUCCAUUUACAACAGAAAAAAAUUCCUGAUUCAGAGGGUAGCCGAAGCAAGUUUGGGGGUGGCUGUUACAUAACUGCAUUGCAUGGCAUUUUCUAUGAAUAUGUUUUGCUUUAUUAAAAAAAAGACAAAAUGCACUCGUAAAGUCUUUUUCAAAUGUGGUGAUUUAAAUAAACGGUGGCACUGGU